AUGGCCGAGUUCCCGUCUAAAGUGAGCACGCGGACGAGCAGCCCCGCGCAGGGCGCCGGCGCCUCUGCCUCGUCGCUACGACUGGACCUGGGCUUCGUGCGCUCCAGCAUCGGUGCGCUCAUGUUGCUGCAGCUGGAGCGCCCAUAUUACAGUCACAGUGUACUACAGUACGCACACAUUCUGCCAGGACAAUGCCGCCCACCCAGCCCUCCAGGGGACCUGGCUCGAGGCAAAGUCCACUCUCGCUCCCAGCGGCUCCGCUUGGCUGCCCCCCCACCCCCGCCCCAGAACACUCCCCGCCUGAUCGAGAGGAGGACUAAGGUGCAAAAGAAGGUGGACCAGGAUCUACCUUUACAGUCCACCGAAAGGGCCUUCCCCGCUGCUCCCUGCACCUCCGACGAGGCUGCCAAUCUCCGGCAGGAGUUAAUGAUCUUUAAUGUUGGCGCCACCGUUCUCUACAUCACGGCCUUCAUCACCUGCUCUGCUGUAGUUGAGCUGACGGCCCUGAAGGGCACCCGGCCGUAUAACCAGCGUGCAGCUGCCUCCUUCUUUGCGUGUUUAGUGAUGAUUGCCUACGGAGUGAGCGCCUUCUUCAGCUUCCAGGCCUGGCGAGGAGUAGGCAGCAAUGCAGCCACCAGUCAGAUGGCUGGUGGCUACACCUAACCCACCUGUGCCCAUGGCCCACCGUGGGGCUGAAGGCUGCAGCUGGGUCACAGUGCAGGGUCACCCCCACAAGCACGA
This is a messenger RNA of Trichechus manatus latirostris (Florida manatee), 741 nucleotides long. RefSeq names its product plasmolipin (gene PLLP). The coding region runs from base 1 to 663 and encodes 220 amino acids. The transcript has 5 exons. Lineage: Eukaryota; Metazoa; Chordata; Mammalia; Sirenia; Trichechidae. The record is from RefSeq and is a predicted model, not a curated record.